Messenger RNA from Aspergillus ibericus CBS 121593, 1497 nucleotides. Its product is annotated as Zn(II)2Cys6 transcription factor domain-containing protein. The record is from RefSeq and is a predicted model, not a curated record. NCBI's taxonomy places the organism in Eukaryota, Fungi, Ascomycota, Eurotiomycetes, Eurotiales, Aspergillaceae. The transcript has 2 exons. The annotation marks the transcript as partial. Gene Ontology annotation, biological process: regulation of DNA-templated transcription. Gene Ontology annotation, molecular function: DNA-binding transcription factor activity, RNA polymerase II-specific; zinc ion binding.
CUUGUCCCCUACUGCUCGACUCAUCAGGUAGUCAUGUCAUCCGGUAACGUGCUUCGCGCAAGAGCCUCUCGUAGUUGUGGUAACUGCCGUGCUAUCAAGCGACGCUGCGACCAACAGGUCCCCCAUUGUGGACAAUGCAUUCGCAUGAGAGAGGCUUGCCCGGGGUACCGCGAUGAAUGGGAACUCGUCUUCCGCGACCAGACCGACCGGACCAUCAAGCGAUCCAAAGAGAAAAGGGCGAAGCAGAAGGCCCUGACAGGGGCGAACCGCUCGACUCCACCCCCUCGUGAGCUGGGGGCCAACGUGGACCAGAUCGGGGUCAACUUCUUCCUGCAUAACUUCAUCACAAGCGACCAAUCCCCGUCGCGUGGAUAUCUCAACUACAUCCCUGUCGUUUUUAGCGCUGAUGCCGAGCACCCCACUCUGCUAGCCAGCAUGGCGGCGGUUGGCCUCGUGGCGUUGGCAAAUUCCUCCCGACGACCCGAACUGGUGAAACACGCGCGGGUCAAGUACUCCGAGGCAAUCAGUAGUGUAAACGCCGCACUAGCAUCCCCGGUCGAGUGCGUCAAGGACAGCAUCUUGAUGUCGGUGAUCUCGUUGGGGGUGUUUGAAUAUGUCUCCAACUUUGAGUCGUGGGUGCGACAUGUUCAGGGAGCGGCCACGCUGGCCAUGGCCCGCGGCAAGCGCCAGUUCACCACCAAGGCCGGAAUCCUCAUGUUUAAUCAGCUCCGUGCCGAUCUGAUCAUUGCCUGUAUCCAGGCUAAUCAACCCUUCCCGGAGGGCAUCCGAGAGCUGCAACAAGAAGCAGCCCGACAUGCAAACACUCAGAGUGGCUUCUGGAUGCUGGGGGUGGUAGCCACUCGGGUUCCCACCCUGAUGUAUAACGUCGGAGAAAACAAAGGGGAGGUUCCUUGGUCUGAUCUCCUACAGGAAGCGGUUUUACUUCAUCAGGACUGUGAAUCCGUUUUUGCCUUCCUUGCCAUCGAAGAACCUUACACAAUCAUCCAAGACCCCGGGGCGGACCCGAACUUGGUUCACGACGGUCGGUUUGAUCUCUACCGCUCCUCCUGGGCGAUCCGAGUCUGGAACAACGCGCGGUGUAUUCAAAUGGUUGUCUGUCGGAUUUUACUGUAUCUGUUGCAGAAAAUGUUCGCCACAGACCUCGACCCGGUUACCCGGCAGAGGCUGAACCGGCUGUUUCACGACACGCAGCAAACCCUGUCCAAGCUAGGGGACGACAUACUGUCGACAGCUCCACAGGUUUUAGGGUUCGUAUCCUCGGGCCCUGAACGAACCGUCGCUUUCAAUCCCUCCGCCCAGCCCAGCGUGUCGGGUUGUUAUACUCUGGUCUGGCCUCUUACAAUGGUUGGAAGAUGUCCGGUCACUGCCAGUCAUUCUCGGAAGUGGAUUAUGAGGCGUCUUCUGGAUAUUGGGGAAAGUGCAGGCAUCUCGUUGGCGCUGCAGCUUCUUGAGGAGGUUGUCAAGGCAGAUCGAGUA